Pygocentrus nattereri (red-bellied piranha) is the source of this 486-nucleotide messenger RNA. Its product is annotated as C-C motif chemokine 4 homolog. The transcript is spliced from 3 exons. Gene Ontology annotation, cellular component: extracellular region. Bases 63 to 356 code for a protein of 97 amino acids. Gene Ontology annotation, molecular function: chemokine activity; CCR chemokine receptor binding. Gene Ontology annotation, biological process: positive regulation of ERK1 and ERK2 cascade; immune response; G protein-coupled receptor signaling pathway. The record is from RefSeq and is a predicted model, not a curated record. NCBI's taxonomy places the organism in Eukaryota, Metazoa, Chordata, Actinopteri, Characiformes, Serrasalmidae.
AUCUCUCUCAUUUCCAGAUGUGCUCAGACUGAUCAUCAUCUCCUGGAGCUGAAGCUGCAGCCAUGAUCGUCCAUCCUCGUUCUCUCCUCCUGGGUCUGCUGGUCAUCCUCUACCUUCAGUCCGGUGCAGUGGGACAGAAUGGAAAUGCACCAAAGGAAUGCUGUUUCAGUUUCUAUACCAGACCAAUCCCUGUAGCUGACAUUACUCAGUACGAAGAAACAAGACGUGACUGUCCAAGAGCUGGAGUGAUUUUUACCACCAAGAGGGGUGUUCAUGUGUGCGUGGACCCCGGCUUUAGGUGGGUGAAGCGAGCCAUGGACAUAAUCGAUCGUCGAUUUGUGGAAGGUUCAUCCUGAACUCAGCCGAGUGAUUAAAUCUUCUCUCUAUUAAUGGGAAACUAACUCCUUUUAAUAUUCCAGCUCUUUAUUACUACAGCAGUGUACUCGUCUCUGAUUGGGUGAAGGAAUAAAGCUUUUCUGUUUUUUA